AUGUCAAGCCGAUUGAAGGAAGCUUUUUUUGCUGAUCUUAACAAAAUGUUGAAAGCCAACAUCACGCCAGAUCUAUUACCUUCAGUAUAUUGGUUUGAUGGUUCUUUUGUAAGGAGGAAGGGUUUCAAAGGCUUUCAUGGUAUAGUUAAAUUGAUGGCUCAAAGAGGAAUAAAAGCCCUGGAUGUUGUGACUGUUGUGACUUACAGCUCUUUAAUCUAUGGUCUGUGCAAUUCAGGCCGAUGGGAAGAAGCUUCUGUGCAGCUCAAUGAAAUGUUGGAAGCGAACAUCGCGCCAAAUUUAAUUACCUUCAACAUAUUGGUUGAUGGUCUUUGUAAGGAAGGAAGGGUUGCAAAGGCUCUUGGUAUAGUCAAAUGUAUGAUUCAAAGAGGAAUAAAGCCUGAUGUUGUUACUUACAACUCUUUGAUCUAUGGUCUGUGCAAUUCAGGCCGAUUGGAAGAAGCUUCUGUGCAGCUGAAUGAAAUGUUGGAAGCAAACAUCGCACCAAAUUUAUUUACCUUCAACAUAUUGGUUGAUGGACUUUGUAAGGAAGGAAGGGUUGCAAAGGCUCAUGCUACAGUCAAAUGGAUGAUUCAAAGAGGAAUAAAGCCUGAUGUUGUGACUUACAACUCUUUGAUGAAUGGAUAUUGUCUACUCAACAAAAUGGAUCAAGCUAGGAUGAGAAUGGAUAUGUCUACUCCAUAA
Molecule: messenger RNA, 702 nt
Organism: Jatropha curcas
Lineage: Eukaryota; Viridiplantae; Streptophyta; Magnoliopsida; Malpighiales; Euphorbiaceae
Source: RefSeq, a predicted model, not a curated record